AUGCAGUGGCAAAAGUCAGCUUCGGGAACUAACGGUAUUCGGCUGACCAUGGAGAGCGCUCUGACAGCCCGCGACCGUGUCGGGGUGCAGGAUUUUGUCCUGCUUGAAAACUUCACCAGCGAAGCAGCGUUUAUUGAAAAUCUGCGUAAACGCUUCAAGGAGAAUCUGAUCUAUACAUACAUUGGCUCGGUUCUGGUGUCUGUUAAUCCAUACAAGGAACUGGAAAUCUACAGUAAACAGAACAUGGAGCGAUACCGUGGUGUCAGCUUCUAUGAAGUUUCUCCUCACCUCUACGCUAUUGCAGACAAUUCCUAUCGCUCCCUGCGUACAGAGAGGAAGGAUCAGUGUAUUCUGAUCUCCGGGGAGAGCGGGGCUGGCAAAACGGAGGCCACCAAGAAGAUCCUGCAGUACUACGCCGUGACCUGUCCAGCCAGUCUGCAGGUUGAAACCGUGAAGGACCGCCUGUUACAAUCCAAUCCCGUCCUGGAGGCCUUUGGAAAUGCAAAAACCCUUCGGAAUGACAACUCCAGCCGAUUUGGGAAAUACAUGGAUGUGCAGUUUGAUUACAGGGGGGCUCCUGUCGGGGGCCACAUCUUGAACUACCUCCUGGAGAAAUCCCGAGUUGUGCACCAGAAUCAUGGAGAGAGGAACUUCCACAUUUUCUACCAGCUGCUAGAAGGAGGGGAAGAGGACUUACUGCGAAGGCUGGGCCUCGAGAAGAGCCCACAACAGUAUCACUAUUUAGUAAAGGGUCACUGUGCAAGGGUCAGUUCCAUAAAUGAUAAAAAUGAUUGGAAGAUUGUGCGAAAAGCCCUGUCCGUUAUAAGCUUCAAUGACAAUGAGGUGGAGGAUUUGCUGAGCAUUGUGGCUAGCGUUCUGCACCUGGGGAACGUGCAGUUUGCUGCUGAUGAGCAAGGAAAUGCUCAGGUCACUACAGAGAAUCAGAUUAAAUAUCUGGCUAGGCUUCUAGCAGUUGAAGGCUCUGUUCUUCGAGAUGCAUUGAUCCACAAGAAGAUCAUAGCAAAAGGGGAAGAGCUAAUCAGUCCUCUGAACUUGGAGCAGGCAGCUUACGCAAGGGAUGCACUUGCUAAGGCAAUAUACGGACGCACUUUCUCCUGGCUGGUGAACAAAGUUAACAAGUCUCUUGCUUACAAGGAAGGAGAGUUUCCGGGCUGGAGAAGUACAACAGUUCUAGGAUUGCUUGAUAUCUAUGGAUUUGAGGUUUUCCAGCACAACAGCUUUGAGCAAUUUUGUAUUAAUUAUUGUAAUGAAAAAUUGCAGCAGCUCUUCAUAGAGCUCACGUUAAAGUCAGAACAAGAGGAAUACGAGGCAGAAGGCAUAGCGUGGGAACCAGUUCAGUAUUUCAAUAACAAAAUAAUUUGCGAUUUGGUGGAAGAGAAAUUCAAAGGCAUCAUUUCUAUUUUGGAUGAAGAGUGUCUGAGACCUGGGGAUGCCACAGAUACAACAUUCUUGGAGAAACUGGAGGAAACUGUGAAGAAUCACCCUCAUUUUCUCACGCACAAGCUUGCUGACCAAAAGACUCGCAAGUCACUGGGGCGGGAGGAGUUCCGGCUCUUGCACUAUGCUGGAGAGGUCACCUACAGUGUUGCAGGUUUUCUAGAUAAAAACAAUGACCUUCUCUUUCGGAACCUGAAGGAGACCAUGUGCAACUCUGAGAAUCCUAUCAUAAAUCAGUGUUUUGACAGGACAGAGCUGACAGACAAAAAGAGACCUGAAACGGCAGCAACUCAGUUUAAAAACAGCCUCUCCAAACUCAUGGAAAUUCUGAUGUCCAAAGAACCCUCCUACAUUCGUUGCAUUAAACCUAACGACGCUAAACAGGCUGAUCGAUUCGAUGAAGUUCUAAUUCGACAUCAAGUGAAAUACCUAGGGUUGAUGGAGAACCUCAGAGUGCGCAGAGCUGGGUUUGCAUAUCGAAGAAAAUACGAAGUUUUCCUGCAGAGGUACAAAUCACUUUGUCCAGAAACAUGGCCUACAUGGGACGGACGGCCCCACGAUGGGGUGGCUGUGCUGGUGAAGCAUCUUGGCUACAAACAGGAAGAAUACAAAAUGGGACGAACAAAGAUUUUUAUCCGCUUUCCCAAGACCUUGUUUGCAACGGAAGAUGCUUUGGAAGUGAGGAAGCAGAGUCUGGCAACAAAAAUGCAGGCCACAUGGAGAGGUUUCUACCGUCGAAAGAAAUUCCUGCACAUGAAACACUCAGCAAUAGCCAUCCAGUCCUGGUGGCGGGGAACCUUGGGACGCCGAAAAGCUGCCAAGAAGAAGUGGGCAGUAGAGACUAUCAGAAGGUUCAUUAAAGGUUUUAUAUACCGGAACCACCCUCGCUGCCCAGAGAACGAGUAUUUCCUUGAUUACAUCCGCUUCUCCUUCCUGAUGAACCUCAAGCGCAAUUUACCAAAAAAUGUUUUGGACAAAUCAUGGCCCACUCCUCCUCCGUCACUCUGUGAGGCGUCCCAGCUCCUGCGACAGCUAUGUAUGCAGAACAUGGUCUGGACCUACUGCAAGAGAAUCAGCCCAGAGUGGAAGCAGCAGCUGGAACAAAAAGUAAUUGCCAGUGAGAUUUUUAAGGGUAAAAAAGACAAUUACCCUCAGAGUGUUCCUAGACUCUUCAUCAACACUCGACUCGGUAAUGAAGAGAUAAAUGAUAAAGUCCUUCAGGCUUUAGAAAAUGAAGCCAUUAAGUAUGCAGUUCCUGUGAUCAAGUAUGACCGGAGAGGAUACAAAGCAAGAACACGGCAGCUGCUGCUUACACAAAACGCAGUCAUCAUAGUUGAAGAAUCCAAAAUCAAACAACGGAUCGACUAUGCCAAUCUGACAGGCAUCUCCGUCAGCAGCCUGAGCGAUAACUUGUUUGUGCUGCACGUGCACUGCGAGGAUAACAAACAGAAGGGAGAUGUUGUACUUCAAAGUGACCAUGUGAUCGAGACCCUAACAAAAACAGCCAUGCAGGCAGACAAAGUCAAUAACGUCAACAUCAACCAGGGCAGCAUAAAAUUUACAGUUGGGCAAGGCAAAGAAGGCAUAAUUGACUUUAUAUCGGGAUCAGAACUGCUCAUAGCCAAAGCCAAGAAUGGCCAUCUAACAGUGGUUGCUCCUCGUUUGAACUCUCGAUGAUAAAACGUGCCACCACCACCGGACCUUUCCCUCCAUCAGUCUGACUGCACCCUGUACAAUUGGCUGGAGGUUGUUCCCAGCAAAGCCCCCCCUCCUUCCUCGCUUUGCUCAUUUUAUUGUUACCAAAGACCUGCACUUUCAGAAAAAAAAAAACCACCACAAAAUACAUCUUGCUUUCUUGUCUUAAUAUGAGUUCCAAAAGAAAGGCCUUCUCUUCCUUACCUUAGCGGCGAACGCGUGGGUCCAAGGCAAUGUCUGUGAAACCGUGGCUCAUGAAACAUUCAGCUGGGCUUCGAGGGAGAGGUAGCUCUGACUCUAGUAUUAGAGUUUAAGCCCUGAUGGAAAUGACCAAAAUUUGUGCUUGUCAUCAAAAAGCACAAUCAGAAAACAAGUAACUCUGCUGCUUUGUCAGCUGAAUCAAUGAAUCGCCAAACUAUAUACUCAGAAAGAAUGUUUUAUGAAGAAUUUUGCUCUGAGACAUUUUGAUGCUUUGUGUUACAAUAGAUUAAAGCCAUAUUGUGUAAAUGAGU
Messenger RNA from Cariama cristata (Red-legged seriema), 3665 nucleotides. RefSeq names its product myosin IC (gene MYO1C). Gene Ontology annotation, cellular component: myosin complex; actin cytoskeleton; microvillus. NCBI's taxonomy places the organism in Eukaryota, Metazoa, Chordata, Aves, Cariamiformes, Cariamidae. The record is from RefSeq and is a predicted model, not a curated record. The coding region runs from base 1 to 3135 and encodes 1044 amino acids. Gene Ontology annotation, biological process: vesicle transport along actin filament; actin filament organization. Gene Ontology annotation, molecular function: actin filament binding; ATP binding; microfilament motor activity. The transcript has 32 exons.